This is a messenger RNA of Ilex paraguariensis (yerba mate), 909 nucleotides long. The record is from the annotation of a GenBank genome assembly. Lineage: Eukaryota; Viridiplantae; Streptophyta; Magnoliopsida; Aquifoliales; Aquifoliaceae.
UGCAAUUUAGUUUCAAUCUGGACUUUAGAACUUUGAAGUGCAAAGGGUGACCUAUUCUUUUCCUUAUCUGAAUAGAGAGGUCACUGAAACUGAGUCUUACACACUCUCCGAACCCCCAAAACCACUCUCAUGGCUUCCUCUGCAACCUUCUCACAGAGCACCUUCUCAUACAUAUACUCAUUCUCACACACCUCAAAGAAAAUCCCUCUUCGGCUACUACCGAUUAAAGCAGUACAAUCCACUGAACCGGAGAAUGAGAAGCUUGCACAAAAGAAAACCCAAGAGUCCUCCAAUGCCCAACCUUCAAUCACACCCUCUAAACUUCCCAAAAAACCUGUGUAUUCAAUGAAGAAAGGUCAGAUUGUGAGGGUGGACAAGGAAAAUAUCUUAAUAGCAUCAACUAUCUGUCAGUUGGUCAUCCACCAUAUUACAAAGGCUUGGACUACAUAUAUGAAGACCGUGGUGAGGUACUUGAUAUACGUAACUUUGAGACCGGGGAGUAUGCUCUAAUUGCAUGGGUCGGAAUCCCAACGGCACCAGCUUGGCUUCCAACAGAAAUGCUUAUCAAGUCAGAUAGGCUCAACUAUGAGAGAAUAUAGAUCAACUUCCCAAUGCAGAAAGAAUACCAAGCACCAGAUGACAAUAGCCAUGCUCCAUGCUUCAUUCAUCCUAUGGUGGAAAAGAAAUGCUGCGGGCCAUUUGUGUUUUUUUUUUUCUCUUUCUUCUUUCUUUCCUUGUGACCAUCAGUAUCUGCUAAUAUAUCUAGCAGUGGCAGAAUAUAUGUGCUUAUUUAAAAUUUGGUGGCGUUUAGUUUGAGAAUUCUGCCAUUUUUUUUCCUUUUGCAUUUUUUCUUGAUGGGUCAUCCUUUGUGAAAAAUUCCAAGUUAAAUAUUUAUCAAUUAAUAACCGG